Messenger RNA from Nasonia vitripennis (jewel wasp), 1067 nucleotides. RefSeq names its product histidine-rich glycoprotein-like. The coding region runs from base 286 to 603 and encodes 105 amino acids. The record is from RefSeq and is a predicted model, not a curated record. NCBI's taxonomy places the organism in Eukaryota, Metazoa, Arthropoda, Insecta, Hymenoptera, Pteromalidae. The transcript is spliced from 4 exons.
CUUCCUUCUCUCGCUCUCAUCCGUCCGCCGCGGCGCUUUACGUAAGCUCGACACGCGUGUGCGAGCAACAGCCCCCUCCGAAUCGUGUACUCUCCGCGGGCCGCGGUCCCCACUUUCGAUUGCACGCACAUACGCGGCCCAGGUGUGCAUUUCGCGGCCGCCCCUGCGCGCGGGCGCCGAUUCCUUUAUAAACACAAAGCCAGCCCGCUGCUAAGUCAGAAUCGCAUCGGCCUCCGACAAAGCAAGUCGCACCUCCCGACUCCGAAAAGCGCAUUUACCGCAACCAUGUACUCUCAUGCCUUCGCUCUCCUCGUGUGCGGAAUCCUCGCCGCAGUGACGGCCGCCCCGACGCCCGGAGGACACCACCACGAACACCACAUCAUUCACGUUCCGUACCACGUGCAUACGGUACACCACCACCACGUGAAGAAGGUCCACGUCCCGGUCCAUCACGUCGAGAAGGUUCACGUGCCCGUACCUGUGCACCACGUCGAGAAGGUUCACGUGCCGGUGCCCUACCCAGUCGUCGAGAAGGUCCACGUGCCCGUCCACAUCCCCGUCCAUCAUGAGAAGCCCCAUCACGAAGGCUGGGGCUGGGAUUAGUGAGAGUACCCCCCUGUUUUAAGUGUAUUAUUAUUGUUGAUAUUGUCAAGUAGAUGCAGCAGCCCCGCGUUAACGCUCGACUAAGUGUUAAAAUUCUGGAUUUUCAACGAUUAUUUUACUGCACGCUUGAGCCGUGCAAUAAAAUACCUGACAGAAAGUCAAACUUACAGUACAAGGCGAUUUCGACCGCCCAUUAGUAUUAUAAGUUUUUAGACUAUCGUCAAUUAAGACUACACACGUACACAUACUCAAUAAUUACGUACCCCUUCAAAACAAGACCAUAAAAUAUACUUGAUCUUUUGUACAUACAUACAUACAUACAUACAUACAUACAUGCAUACAUACUUUACACACCGUAAAUGCAUUAUAUACUAUAUGCUUAAUUUUUUAUGUGAACUUUUUUUUGUAUAUGCAUUUGUACCAAAAUGUAUUUAAAAAUACAAUAUUUUUUUUAAUUAUAUGCU